Messenger RNA from Colossoma macropomum (tambaqui), 4574 nucleotides. It is a transcript of the gene cpne3, whose product is annotated as copine III. Gene Ontology annotation, biological process: ERBB2 signaling pathway; cellular response to calcium ion. The coding region runs from base 185 to 1780 and encodes 531 amino acids. Gene Ontology annotation, molecular function: receptor tyrosine kinase binding; calcium-dependent phospholipid binding. The transcript is spliced from 17 exons. The record is from RefSeq and is a predicted model, not a curated record. Gene Ontology annotation, cellular component: plasma membrane. NCBI's taxonomy places the organism in Eukaryota, Metazoa, Chordata, Actinopteri, Characiformes, Serrasalmidae.
CAAAGCUGUGGCCUCCCCGACAACUGCUCCUCAGAGGGAGUGGCGCUCAUGCCAACAGUGAAUUCCUUUCUAUUCAGAAAGACCUACCGUGCUGUGCUCUUGCUGUGUGAUUUGGCCACAGUUUGCCUUCUCUUUAAUUUCGAGUCUUAAGCUGAAGAGCGCAGAAGGAGAAAAACUUUCAUCAAUGGCGACACAGUGUGUGACCAAGGUGGAGCUGACGGUCUCCUGUGAAAACCUCCUGGACAUGGAUGUGGGAUCCAAAUCUGAUCCCUUGUGUGUGCUGCAUAUGUAUACAUCUGGGAACCAGUGGUUUGAGGUUGAUCGCACAGAGAGAGUUAAGAACUGCCUGUGUCCAAAAUUUGCCAAGAAGUUUGUCAUCGAUUAUCACUUUGAAGUGGUACAGAAGCUCAAAUUUGGCCUUUAUGACAUAGACAAUAAAACCAUUGAUCUGACUGAUGAUGAUUUCCUCGGGGAGUUGGAGUGUACCUUGGGCCAGAUUGUGUCCAGUGGGAAGCUGACAAGACCACUAUUGAAGAAAAAAAGACCAGCAGGAAAAGGCACCAUUACGAUCAGUGCUGAGGAAAUCAAGGACAAUAGGGUGGUAAAUUUUGAAGUUGAGGCUAGGAAACUGGAUAACAAGGAUUUCUUUGGGAAGUCAGACCCCUAUCUAGAGUUUUACAGGCAAAUGGAGACAGGAUGGCAGCUUGCUCACAGAACAGAGGUGGUGAAGAACAACCUUAACCCUACAUGGAGACCUUUCAAAAUCCCUCUACAAUCUCUUUGUGGAGGAAACAUGGAAAAGCCAAUUAAGGUGGAAUGUUAUGACUAUGACAAUGAUGGGUCGCAUGACCUUAUUGGGAUUUUUGAAACCAACAUGACGCGUCUGCAGCAGGCUACGCGUGUUUCUCCGGCAGAGUUUGACUGUAUUAACAUGAAGAAGAAGCAGAAGAAGAAGAACUAUAAGAACUCUGGUGUUGUGAGCGUAAAAUUAUGCCAGGUUGUGAAGGAGUAUACUUUUCUGGAUUACAUCAUGGGUGGUUGCCAGUUAAAUUUUACUGUUGGAGUGGAUUUCACAGGGUCAAAUGGCGACCCAAAGUCUCCUGACUCUUUGCACUACAUCAGUCCUAAUGGAGUAAACGAGUACCUUUCUGCCAUCUGGUCUGUUGGCCUUGUGAUCCAGGAUUAUGACAGCGACAAAUUGUUCCCAGCUUUUGGUUUUGGGGCUCAGAUUCCACCACACUGGCAGGUGUCUCAUGAGUUCCCUCUCAACUUCAAUCCAUCAAAUCCAUUCUGUUCUGGCGUGGAGGGGUUGGUUGAGGCUUACAGGAUGUGCUUGCCCCAGGUCAGGCUUUAUGGCCCUACAAAUUUUGCUCCCAUAAUCAGACAUGUGAGCCAGUUUGCUCAGCAGGCGCUACAGCAGAACACGGCCUCACAAUAUUUUGUCCUGCUCAUCAUCACGGACGGUGUUAUCACAGACAUGGAUCAGACCCGCGCUGCCAUAGUAGCUGCCUCGCACUUACCCAUGUCCAUCAUCAUUGUGGGUGUUGGGGGGGCUGACUUCACUGACAUGGAGAUCCUGGAUGGGGAUGAUGGGCGUCUGAGGUCUCCAUCCGGAGAGCCCGCUAUACGGGACAUAGUGCAGUUUGUGCCUUACAGAAAGUUCCAGAAUGCACCCAGGGAAGCUCUUGCCCAGUGUGUUCUAGCAGAGUUGCCUGAACAACUUGUGUCCUACUUCAGACUUAAAAAACUUCAGCCUCCCUCUGAUCCAAAACCUUCAUAGACAUGCUCCCAAGGAGGCUCUGUCACAAUGCGUGCUGGCAGAGGUUCCUAAUCAGGUUGUCACCUUCUUUAACAUGUUAAAGCUCAGCCCUCUCAACUCCAGCACCCCUGUAGCUGCUGCUGGUGGAACCACAAACUGACCGCAUAGUGCAGCUUUGACACCGCUUAGUAAGAGACACCAGAACUUUUGCCUUGCUAAAAAAAAAAGUCCCUCUGUAGAAACCAUGUAGAUGAGUAUACAAGGACCAGAAUAUCAUUUAAAUACUCACUAAGUGCAUGUUUACAAAUAUUCACAUGUAUAUAUUCUGUAUGUACUCUUGCAGAUUGUAUGUUUUAUUUUUAAUCUGUUUUUGUUUACAUUGAAGAUGGUUUGAUACAUUGUUUCAAGCAGUGCCGUAAUUGUUUUUUUUAUUUAAAUGGUUUAUAUUUUUGAAACAUUUUAGGAAUUAUUUUAAUAUAGAGAGUGAAAGACAGGAGAUGUAUUUUUGCCAUGAAUUUAUGCAGUUCUUUUAAUGAAAAUUCUGUAAGCUUAAAUGUAACUUUGACUAUUAUGAGGGCUGCAAAAAGAUUUCCUAGCUGAAAUGCUUUGAAAUGCUCUGCUUUAAAGUAGGAGUGAGUCCUGCAGUCACCUUAAAUUAAUUGACAGUUAUUUCAUAUGACUCACACCAUUUAUCGAUUCAUACAUAGGUUGAAAUCAAACAAUGUUAACUGCAUGUAGCACAUACAUAUAUAUAGCACAGGAUUUACUGAAGAAUGUGGGGCAAGGUAUGGCGUUUUAGGUACAUUGCUGUCUGUGCAUUUUCAUGCUUUUGCAUUUUACAUGCAAGUAGUCCACUAUUGGUCAUGAUGUCUGGCCAGCUGUCUGAUAACAACAUCUGAAUAGGUAUUUCCAAUACAGGAAUACGUCCUGUGACCACUUCAGAUUUUUUUUCCAGCUCAUGAAGUGCCACUAAACCACUAAAAUGACUUUUCUCUUGCACAAUUCAGGAAAGGUGGGGUGUGCAUUUGUUUCCUUAUUAGUGAGAAGGAGGUUCAUCGUUUUACCUACAGGAUAUAUGGUCGCUCUUGGGACAAAACCUUGUAUCUCCCAAAUGGUAACUUUUUCAGGAGAACGAAAAAUCGUUUUACUUUAAAUGUGAUUUUAAAUUCAAAUAAUGUUUGAUCAGUUUUAUUGCUCCAUUCCUCAUGAAAUGUAAACAUAAUUUAAAGAGCAGCUUUCAUUUUCAAAUUAAGUAAAAAAAAUGGAAAAAUGACAGAAAUUGAGAUACAAAGUUUUGUCCCAACAGCAAUAUACAUAUACACAUAUAUGCAUUGUUUUAUAUGGAAGUAUGAUUUAGUAGAUGGCUGGAUGUGCAGGAGGCUAUGAAAGGGAAUUAAUAGUUCUAAACAGUGAAAGCUAGGACAAUAUUGCGUUGUUGAAAUUUGGAAAUAUAGUAGGAAACCUAACCUUUUGCUUUGUGCUGUGCCUUGUCUGAACCUUGAAUGUUUUUCUUUGUGGAAUUCAUGUCUAUUUGUGUAAUACACACUUUUCUUUGACUUUUAAUAUGUUAGUUUUCAGUCUUCGCUGUCUAACGUUCGAAAACACCUAGUCACCCUCAAACAGUGUGUGCAGGAUUGCCGAUUUGUUUUCCUGACAAGAACAGCAAAAAUCAUCUUUUGACUAUGAGCAUAAGUAUACAAAACCUUACUCCCUAUAUUCCACACCAAAGAUAAUUCUUGAGAAAUGUGUGUCUGUGUGUUUCUUUGUAUUAGAGUCAAUGAUUUUAGAGUUAUAUAUGCAAUCUAGAUGACAGUAUUACUAAAAUAAGACUAAGUUGCUGGAAAAUAAUUGUCUGUGACUAAGAUUUAUAUUAAAUAUAUUUGCAAAAAGAUUAUGAAGUUUUAAAAAUAUUAACUGAAUUUGACUGGACAGUAUUUUGGGCUUGUCUGUUUAAGUUUUGAAAAAUGAAGUUUGGUUUAAAGUAGUGCGUCAGUUGUACAGCAAGCAUUGUAAGCUAACAUAAUGAUAGCAUGCAAAUUCCUGUAAUGGACAACACUCAGAAGUGUGACAACGAACAUGAUGUAAACAUGAUUUUGCUUCUAUAUGUUUGCCCAGUUACAUUCCAUGUGGGUUAAUAUAAUAAACAGUUUAUUAUCUCUGUUAAGUGUAGUAACGAGUCACUGUUGUUGAACUUGAUAACAGUCAUAUUGAUGUGGAGACAUUGUAAAUGUAGGCUACUAGGACUGUUAUUGGUGAUCUUGUGAUUUUAUAUCACUGAGACCUUCUGUAGCUGCUGUUAGAUGCAAGUGAUUUGUACUUACUGCUAAAGUCAGAUGUGUUGUCAAACAUAUGAUUGCCAAGUAGCACUCCAUGUGCCUUAGUAUAAUAGACAGUGGAUUGUCUGUGUUGAGGGUUGUGUCUAGUUAUAAGUGACAGUUAUUGGGUUUAAUCACAGUCAUAUUGGAGACAUUGUAAGUGUAGGCUACCAGAAUGAUUAAUGAUCAUCUCUUGACUUUUAUUCAUUGUAUUACAGACUGUUUUAUUUUGUUAGAUCAAAGUACUUAUUGUUUAAGGAAGUUAUGUGGCCUUUGCCCAUCUCUGGAAAUGGGCUGAACUGGAAAGGUGCCAAACAUGAUACGUCUUUAAGACUUUACAAUUUAUAUAAUCAAAUUACACAUUAUUUAUAAUAUUUUGGCUUCUACAUAAUUUGCAUGAUAGAAUUGUAGAAUUCAACAGAACUGUACACCUUCAGGUUUACAUUGGUGAAUACUUUAUCUGUACCAAUUAUAAUAAAUAAACAUAAAAAUUGCCAACA